AAAGAAAAAGAAGUGGUUUUAUUUUCAAAAAUAGUUUGUCCGCGAUAAUGUUUCUCAUGGAAAUAUUUGAAUUUUAUUAAUGUUAAUUUCUUUCUAGGUGAUGUGGACAGUUUCGUUUCACAAAACCCAUCAACGCAAGCUUUCCAACCACUCUGUCUCUCCUCCUCUGUCUCUCUCUCUCUCUCUGCCAUCUUAUCAACGGACGAAAGAAAAACGUUUGUGAGCAGUUUUAUUAUAUAAAUACAUUAUGACGGAUGUCAUAAAAGUGCAUAAAUAUAACUCUACCAGUCCCCCUACUACCAGUACGGCCACGGUUAAAUACAGCUUAAGACGUCCGAGCCAACAGCCAAGUAUUUCUUUAACUAAAAUUGAUAAUGCAAAGGUCUUAGAUACAGACGAUGGCUCCAGUAGCUCGGAAAUAUUUACAACGUAUUCUCCUGAUAUUUUAGAAGGUGAAACGAGUAGUACUUCAGCAGCGGAAGCAUCAACGUCAAAUAUAAGCCGCAAUGCUGCAGGUACGAUGUCGAUUAACAACCCGACUGCUUUAAUUGCUUUGCAACAAUUAGCUUCCAUAUCAUCAGCCCAAUGCAUGGAACGUUUAGUGCCUAAGAUACCCAAGGAAUUAUUGGCUCGAAGUGAGACAUUUGUCUAUGGACAACGUGGCGGCAAAAUCCCAAGACAAAGUUCCAAACGUUUAUCGCAAUUUGAGACAAAUCGUUGUCCGUUGUGUUCUCGUGUGUAUCGUUCACAACCAUUUCUCAAUGAGCAUAUGCGCAAAGAACACUCAAUAUUGAUAUAAUUCUUGGAAUGCAAACGAGAGUAAGAAGAAUUUUAAAGAAAAAUAAAAAAUAAAAAUUUAACCCUAAUGACCAAUUUUCCAUUUAAAGAAA
Messenger RNA from Glossina fuscipes, 890 nucleotides. RefSeq lists its product as uncharacterized. The transcript has 2 exons. The record is from RefSeq and is a predicted model, not a curated record. Bases 248 to 799 code for a protein of 183 amino acids. NCBI's taxonomy places the organism in Eukaryota, Metazoa, Arthropoda, Insecta, Diptera, Glossinidae.